Molecule: messenger RNA, 1248 nt
Organism: Phytophthora nicotianae INRA-310
Lineage: Eukaryota; Oomycota; Peronosporomycetes; Peronosporales; Peronosporaceae
Product: phosphoserine phosphatase SerB
Exons: 4
Coding region: 214-1005 (263 amino acids)
Biological process (GO): dephosphorylation; L-serine biosynthetic process
Cellular component (GO): cytoplasm
Molecular function (GO): magnesium ion binding; L-phosphoserine phosphatase activity
Source: RefSeq, a predicted model, not a curated record
CAAUAUGACACGAUACUCAUCGAGCUCACAAUCGCGUGUUGCUUGCUCAAUCACCAAAUCAACCGGCACCCACAACUUCGACCUCCCUGAUCGCAAUGCUCGCUCACCGCUUGACCAAGCUCACCCGCUGCGUAGCUGCCCCGGUACGUGCAUCCACAAUACCUGCCCGUGUGUUUCGUAGCUCUUGCCGUCUUUGCAUUGCUCUGUUGGCACAUGAGAGAGCUAGUGGUUGUUUUGAAUAUGACAGAACACCAUCGAACUAACUCGUCGUCGUGGCGCUUUCUCGUUCAGCAUCACGGACGCGCUCUCUCUGUGUUAGACCGCUUCACAUCCUCGCAGCCCGAGACUGCGAGCGACAUCUGGUGCUCUGUGGGUGCUGUGUGUUUUGACGUCGACAGCACGGUGUGCGAGGACGAGGGCAUUGACGUGCUGGCUGAGCACUGCGGUGCUGGCCAAGCUGUCAAGGAGUGGACCACCAAGGCCAUGAACGGAAACGUCAAGUUCGAAGACGCGCUUGCUGCCCGGUUGGACAUUAUUAAACCGUCAAGGCAAGACAUCCAGGACUGCUUGAAGCAGCACCCGCCUAAGUUCACACCAGGUAUCAAGAAGCUCAUGGCGACUCUGCAGGACAAGGGCAUUGCCGUGUUCCUCGUGUCGGGUGGUUUUCGCCUUAUGAUUGAACCUGUUGCUGAGGAAGUUGGCAUUCCUCUGUCCAGCAUUUACGCCAACACCAUCUUCUUCGAUGACGAUGGCAACUACAGCGGGUUUGAUGAUGCUGAGCUCACGUCACGCGACGGUGGCAAGGCCAAGGCCAUUGAAGUUAUUAAGCGGAUUCACGGCUUCGAGAAGAUCGCAAUGGUUGGCGACGGUGUCACGGACCUCCAAGCCCGUCCGCCUGCCGACCUGUUCGUCGGCUUCGGAGGCAUCGUCACCCGUGACGUCGUAAAAGAGGGCGCUGACCUUUUCGUUACGGACUUCAGCCACCUCACCAAGUUGCUGCAGUAGACAGAUGAGGCUGGACUGAAUUGGUGCAACAAGGUCCUGUUAUAGCCAACCAGCACGGGCAUUUGUUGCAUGCAAUUCAAGACUGUAAACAUGAACAAGUUCCGCAUUGUGUGCGCUGUUUGUGCAGUCAAAAAAGCAAACGCCUUUGUUUGUCUAAAAGCUAGUCAUGGUGUAUACAUUAGUCUUCCAUCUCAUUGUCCCCGGCGUCCUCCGUGUUGCUCUUCUUGAGGUCGGCGGGCGUUU